UGGCGUGCUGAGGGGGACGGUGGCCUUCACUGCCCCACCCACUUACCUUGUCAUUGGUCCGCGGCUCCCCUCAUGGCCACGCCCCCAUUCCUGCCCCCUGGCUGGGAGGGCAGGCACACGUUCGUGAUUGGCUGCCCUGCCUGCCUCUCGCGGGAGCCGCUGGCGCUUCCCCCUCCCUUCUCCCCCUCCCUCGAGUGUCCAGGUUCCUCAGCUAGCCCAGGCCGAGUCAGUGUCAGUCAGGGAGCCGGACUGCCGAACGGUGUGUGCGGACGCUCCGCUGCAAUCUCGCCCAGGGACCGGUGCCUGCGCUCGCGCCGCCGGGUGGGAAGGAUGAAGCCGCAGCUGGAGCAGCCACCCUAUGAUUGGCUGUGGCGCUUGUGAACCCGAAGUAAAGAUGGCGGGCGGGCAGGCAGCCGCCGCACUGCCCACUUGGAAGAUGGCGGCGCGCCGCAGCCUCAGCGCCCGCGGCCGGGGGGUCCUGCAGGCGGCGGCCGGGCGGCUGCUGCCGCUGCUACUGCUGAGCUGCUGCUGCGGCGCGGGCGGCUGCGCAGCAGCGGGCGAGAACGAGGAGACGGUGAUCAUCGGCUUGCGGCUGGAGGACACGAACGACGUGUCGUUCAUGGAAGGGGGGGCGCUGCGAGUGAGCGAGCGGACCCGGGUCAAGCUGCGGGUGUACGGGCAGAACAUCAACAACGAGACGUGGUCCCGCAUCGCCUUCACCGAGCACGAGCGGCGGCGCCACAGCCCGGGCGAGCGCGGGCUGGGGGGUCCCGCGCCGCCAGAGCCGGACAGCGGCCCCCAGCGCUGCGGCAUCCGCACCUCAGAUAUCAUCAUCUUGCCCCACAUCAUUCUCAACCGCCGUACAUCGGGCAUCAUUGAGAUCGAGAUCAAACCGCUGCGCAAGAUGGAGAAGAGCAAGUCCUAUUACCUGUGCACAUCGCUCUCCACGCCAGCCCUGGGCGCCGGCGGCCCGGGGUCCGCAAGUGGCGCCGUCGGGGCCAAGGGCGGCUCCGGGGUGGCCGGGCUCCCGCCGCCCCCGUGGGCCGAGACCACCUGGAUUUAUCACGACGGCGAGGACACCAAGAUGAUAGUGGGCGAGGAGAAGAAGUUUCUGCUGCCCUUCUGGCUGCAGGUGAUCUUCAUUUCGCUGCUCCUGUGCUUGUCGGGCAUGUUCAGCGGCCUCAACCUGGGGCUGAUGGCCCUGGACCCGAUGGAGCUGCGCAUCGUGCAGAACUGCGGCACCGAGAAGGAGAAGAAUUACGCCAAGCGCAUCGAGCCCGUGCGCAGGCAGGGCAACUACCUGCUGUGCUCACUGCUGCUGGGCAACGUGCUGGUCAACACCACGCUCACGAUCCUGCUCGACGACAUCGCCGGCUCCGGCCUCGUGGCGGUGGUGGUCUCCACCAUCGGCAUCGUCAUCUUCGGGGAAAUCGUGCCCCAGGCCAUCUGCUCCCGGCACGGCCUGGCUGUAGGGGCCAACACCAUCUUCCUCACCAAGUUUUUCAUGAUGAUGACCUUCCCCGCUUCUUACCCGGUUAGCAAGCUGCUGGACUGCGUCCUGGGCCAGGAGAUAGGUACUGUCUAUAACCGGGAAAAACUGCUGGAGAUGCUCCGGGUCACCGACCCCUACAACGACCUCGUUAAGGAGGAGCUGAACAUCAUCCAAGGGGCGCUGGAGCUCCGCACCAAGACAGUGGAGGACGUGAUGACUCCGCUCCGGGACUGCUUCAUGAUCACCGGCGAAGCCAUUCUGGACUUCAACACCAUGUCGGAGAUCAUGGAGAGCGGCUACACUCGUAUUCCAGUGUUUGAGGGGGAGCGCUCCAACAUCGUGGACCUCCUCUUUGUCAAAGACUUGGCCUUCGUGGAUCCAGAUGACUGUACUCCCCUGAAAACCAUCACUAAAUUUUAUAACCACCCCUUGCACUUUGUUUUCAAUGACACCAAGUUGGACGCUAUGCUGGAAGAAUUUAAGAAAGGUCAGUGAACUACUUAUGCUAAAGCCGUGGCAAGGUGUCAGGAUGAGCAGGGGAACCUUCCAUUAUCUUUUCAGCCAUUCUGGACAGUUCCUGAAGAAAAGUACUCAUUCAGUGAGUAACUUUGGUCUCUUCUAAACACUUCGCUGUGACCUUCCUUCUUUUCAUCACUCCCCACCCACUCCUUUUUAAAUUUAUUUAUUUAUGUAUUUAUUUAGUGAGACUUGAGCAAAUAAAACAUGAUUUUUAUUUAGGCUUACCUGGUAUGUUAGGGAAGAAAAAAAAUACCUUAUAAGGGUUGUUAAAAUUGAAGUCAGUCAUGACUCAUUACACUAAGAAAAAGAAACACUUAACACUUAGAGAUCCUUUUGGGGCUUGUUAAGGUCCUGUUUCAUUUAAUUAAACUACAGGGCCCCUGGUUCAUGAAAGGUAAUUGGGACUGUAUGAACAGUGUCCUGUAAGAAUCACAAUCGUCACUGCCCCUUGUGUCUCGUGUCCACUAAGCUUUCAAGUAGACAGCACACGAGGCCAGUGAAAGAAGUGAGGCUGGAAAGAGCCUACUUCCUCAUCUAGAACACUCCUCACUGACCCUGUAACGGGGUAAGGCUGUCUUUAGUGUGAUCUUGAUCUUCUUUCAUUCUCUUUCCUCUUUUUGAUUGGUGAGGUGUGAAGGGACAUUUUUGUCCUUGUUUGAUCAGAUGCCUCGCGUUAUUACUUGAAGGUGUGGAACCUUCAAGAUCUUUGUGUAAAUCCACUUCAUCGUUUCUUGUACCUUGUCUUCCAAUCUGUGUGAACUGGAGAACCUUCUUGACCGUUGAGGAGUAAGAAGAGAUCUGUCCAGGAUUGACACCCAAUUUUUAUAUUUUCCAUUGUCAUUCUAGGAAAUUUUUAUAAAAGUGUUCCCUUUUCUUCCUUUGACCCCACUCUUGAAAUACUUGCUAACUAAAACAAGAUAGAAAGAAUUCAUGGAAGAAAAUAAGACUGAUUAAAAUGGUAUUGAUUAAUAUUUCUUUUGGAUUACUUCCUCAGUUUUUAAAUGGUGUCUGAUGUCAAGAUUUGAACUGCACUGUCAAAUUUUCUCCAUUACAUUGAUUUCCCACUUUUUAAGUUUAUAUGUUUUGAGAGAGACAGAGACUGUGCAAGCAAGGGAGGGGCAGAGAGAAGGGAAGAAUCCUAAGAAGGCUCUACACUGUCCACAAGGAGCCUAAUGUGGGGUUCGAACCCAUGAAGCUGAGAUCAUGACCUGAGCCAAAAUCAAGUCUGACACUUAAUUGACUGAGCCUCCCAGGUGCCCCUCCCACUUUUUUUAUAUUUGGCUUGAACUUUAUUUUAUUUUAUUUUUUUUCUUAAUUUACAUCCAAAUUAGUUAGCAUAUAGUGCAACAAUGAUUUCAGGAGUAGAUUACUUAGUGCCCCUACCCAUUUAGCCCAUCCUCCCUCCCACAACCCCUCCAGUAACCCUCAGUUUGUUCUCCAUAUUUAUGAGUCUCUUACGUUUUGUCCCCCUCCCUGUUUUUAUAUUUUUGCUUCCCUUCCCUUUUGUUCAUCUAUUAUGUCUCUUAAAGUCCUCAUAUGAGUGAAGUCAUAGGAUAUUUGUCUUUGACUAAUUUCACUUAACAGA
Messenger RNA from Panthera uncia (snow leopard), 3596 nucleotides. It is a transcript of the gene CNNM2, whose product is annotated as cyclin and CBS domain divalent metal cation transport mediator 2. Gene Ontology annotation, cellular component: plasma membrane. The record is from RefSeq and is a predicted model, not a curated record. The coding region runs from base 359 to 1987 and encodes 542 amino acids. Gene Ontology annotation, molecular function: magnesium ion transmembrane transporter activity. NCBI's taxonomy places the organism in Eukaryota, Metazoa, Chordata, Mammalia, Carnivora, Felidae. Gene Ontology annotation, biological process: magnesium ion homeostasis; transport. The transcript is spliced from 2 exons.